Messenger RNA from Diaporthe citri, 1440 nucleotides. RefSeq lists its product as uncharacterized. NCBI's taxonomy places the organism in Eukaryota, Fungi, Ascomycota, Sordariomycetes, Diaporthales, Diaporthaceae. The record is from RefSeq and is a predicted model, not a curated record. The coding region runs from base 1 to 1440 and encodes 479 amino acids. The transcript has 5 exons.
AUGGCCGCUGCAUCUGUCCAGAACCCUCCCACCUCAUCCGAGUCCAAGUCCUCCAAGAAGAAGAAGGCGAAGGUCGCCGCUGCUGCCGCCGAGCGCACCGAGUCUCCCGCCCCUGCUGCUACUCCCGACCAGCCUGCCUCUGUCUCCGGUAACAACGAGAUCUCCGAGAAUGCCUACAUUCGGGAACUGAAGAAGGGCAUCCGCAACACCAACAAGAAGAUUGGUAAUGCGUCCAAGACUCAGGCUUUGGUCGACGAGCACAAGUCCAAAGGCAAAACCCCCGAGGAGCUCGUCGAGCUCAAGAUCAUCAAUGCCGACCAGAAGAAACAAGUCGACAAUCUGAACUCCCUCAAGGCAGAAGUUGCAAGAUUGGAGGAGCAGCUAGCCCAGUACGAGAAGAUCGAUGGAGAGUACCGUGCCCAGAUUGCUUCUGUCAAGUCGGACAUCGAGAAGACAUACGAGCAGGACAAGGCCGACGCUGUUGCUGAGGUCAAGAAACAGGCUGAGGAGGAUGCGAAGAAGUCGCUGCACGACGGUCUUUUGGUCCUGUCCCAGUUCCUGCGUCUCGCCGCCCACCGACGGGCGGAAGCCCCCGAGUCAACCGAGGACGAGGACCAAGCCCUGGAAGGCAUCCUGCUCGGUGUUUACGGUGGUGACGAGGCUGCUGUCAACGUCAUGCUGCGGCUGUGUGAAGGAACCGAGGAUAAGACUGUUGGCGUUGGAGGCGAGACCCUGCAAACGACUUACGCAACUGUCAAGACUUCAGCUGCCGCCCACUCGGCUCCCCUCUACCAGACGGCUGCCGAGGCCGAGACCGAGACUGAGCCCGUCGAGGCCGUCGAAACUGUUCAGACCGACCCGACCGUUGCCAACGCUGGCCUGACCGAGAUUGAUGCUGGCACGGACAAUGCUUUGACGAACGGACACUCAGACGAGGCUGUUGUGGAUAGCACAAUCCCCAAUGCUGAUGUCGGUGACGCUGCUGCUAAUGCCGCCGGAGAGAACCAAUGGGACACAGGCAAUGACCUGGCCGCUUCCCAGGAGUGGGUUCAGGUACAGACACCACUUGAUACUCCCCUGACCGACAGUGCUCCCGCCGUUCCUGUCGUCGCUGCCGCCACGCCUGCCGCCGCCAACACCGCAUCAUGGGCUGAUGAUCACCCCGAGACCACGCCAGAGCUGAAGGGUGUGAAUAGGCUUCGACCCCUACCGAUCCCAACGACGGCUUUCAGUCUGUCCAGCGUCGUGGCGGAAACCGCGAUGGUGGAAACCGUGGAGGACGAGGCCGUGGCCGUGGAGGUGGUUUCCGAGGCGAUGGCUUCCGUGGCCGCGGACGUGGUGGCCCUAGAGGCGGUCAUCGUGGAGGUCCCCGCCGUGACGCUCCUGAGGCGUCGUCCUAGGGGGCGCGUCAGCGCCACCUGCGGCGGAGAAGAGGACUAG